GUGUUUCGGAAGUGUUGUUUAAACGUUAAUUAACCAUGCUACUACCAACGUCCUUAGGGCUAGAGGUCGAGUUUUACAAUAUGAACAAUUCCAGAAAUUAACAACAGAAAAAAGGGACGAAAUUAGAAUCGAUUUGAUCUGAUUUGAAAGCAACUUUAUUCACACCUUCAGUAUGACAAACCAUUAAUUCAGCACGGAUAAAGAGACCCAUUCGACUCGAAAGUGAUUUUUACAAAUGGCAACACUGAUUUUAGAAAAGCGAACGAUGGAUCAAAAAUAAUUUCGUGCUUUAAUUUUGCACUGCUUUUUUAUGGGAAAAAUACCGUUCAAGCGAAGCAAUGGCUUGAAAGGUGUUAUGAAGACUCCGCUCCAUCAGAAACAACAAUAAAACGUUUAUUUGCUGACUUCAAACGUGGUCGUAGAGACACCGAUGAUGCAGAACGCAGUGGACGUCCAAAUGAGAGGGAAACACCAAAAAACUUUUAAAAAAUCCACAAAAUCGUUUCGAAUGAUUGAAUAGUGAAGUUGCGUCAAUUAGCUGACAUCGUAAAAAUAUCAAAAGAACGUGUUGGCUUUAUAUUGCAUGAGCUCCGUUGGCCAAAAACGAGAACGUGUUGAUAAUUCUGAGCAGUGUUUGGAUUCAUCACUUCACUCCAGAAUCAAAACAAUCGCUAUCUGAGUGGACAGCAACUGUUGAACCUCGUCCAAAGCGCCCGAAAGCACAACAAUCGGCUGGAAAGGUUAUGGCCUCGGUAUUUUGGGACGUGCGUGGUGUUAUAUUUAUCGACUAUCUUGAGAAAGCAAAUACCAUUAAGAGUGAAUAUUUUAUAGCGUUAUUCGAGCAUUUGAGUGUCACAAGUCAAUCAAAACAAUGACAAAAUUACAUGGAUUGAGCAUCGAAUUGCUCCCACGUUCACCGUAUUCGCCAGAUUUCGCUCUCAGCUACUACUGACUGUUCAAAGACCUGAAAAAAUGCUCGCUAGUAAGAAAUAUCGCACGAAUGAAGAGGUUAUCGCUGAAAUUGAAGCCUAUUUUUAGGCAAAAGAUAAAUCGUUCUACAAAAGUAGUAUUAAAAUGUUAGAGCGCAGGAAAGUUUGCGUUGCUUUUGUUGGAGAUUAUGUUGAUGAAUAGAGUUAAUUUUGAACUAAAAAAAUCGUGUUCUUUUUGUUAGGCCCGGGACUUUCCAGUCCAUGUGUUAUGUAAAAGCAUCGGCGUUCGGUUCGAACAUCGGACCACUGCUUUAUAUACACAUUUAAGGGGCAUUCACGCAGCAUUUCUCACCGGAGAGGCGCUUUCGGUGUCAUGCGUGAUUUAUGAUAACAUCACACUAAAAAAUUUGAAUUUUACAGGUGACUUAACCCUCAUACGAUGUAGUUCAUAAAUACCUACUUUGUCAAAUGACGAAAAAUUUCUUUUGUUACGACUUAAUUUUAUAUUCACUUGAAUGUUACUGCUUUCGACUGUAACUUGCAUUCAGCUAGCAGGUGCGACUGUAUGAAAGUAAAUGCACCUUUUACCAGCCAAGCAGAUGUGUGCUUCUUUGGAUCAAUUGAUUAACAGAUGUAUUUUACGAUCCAAUGAUUCUCGAUUCAAGUCGCAGUGGCCGCAAAAAGUAUUAAUUUUUUUAUUUCAAUGAAUUUCAUGUCAUGGAAUUUUAGACAUAAUGUUAAAUGUUUUUCCAUGUAAAUUUGCGUGAACUGCGACGCUCCAUUUAUGUGCAUCUAAUAAGAUGUAAAAUCACAGGAUUUUUUCGAAGCGUGAUGCUGUUGAGAUGCUCAAUUAGAGUUGGGAAUGGUAUCAAUUCCCAAUACCAUCCGUUGAGCAACUCUUAUUAGUCAAUCAGAAGGAAAAUGGAUGACAUCAAUGUAAAUUUGAAAGCAGGUUUAGUUAGAAUACAGGAUUUCCUUCAUUAUUUAUUCAUUCGGCAAUUGGUCGGUAAUGAUUGAGAAGGCGUAACCGAGAAAGGCUUCCUAAUAACUCUAUCGUUUUGUUGCAGUCAUUAUACAGUCGAAUUCGAUCGAGGGAAAAUUAAUGGUUAUUAACUACAUGAGUGGAAAGCAUCUGAAACAUUGAUUAUGAUAUUGACGUCAUCCAUUCAAAACUCAAAAUUAUUCAACUCAAAAAAGCAAAGCCCUGGCAUUACAUUUCUUUUGUGGAAUUUGGCCUUUCUGUUUCAACAGACUUCGCAGCCGAUUCAUAUAGCGUACAGAAUCAUUGCAUGGUUAGUACAACGAUCCUACUGACGUGACGUUUGUAAUACGAAACUUUAAUUUCCACGGUACCGUCACGUAUCUUGUCAGAGUGUAAUUAAAAAGAAAUUAAUUCAUAAUUGUGUUUUAAGAAUACUUUCCUGAAAGCUUAUAAGUAAAAGUUAUAUUCAUUUUCCAACCAAAUCUUUUGACCCUCCAUUGCUUAAAAGUCGUUAUCCUUAAUGACAAGUGACCAAGUGAAGUAAUUGACUUUUAAUUGGUCAUCAUCGAUAAGCUCAGCGGUAAUUACCGAAGCAACUUGUGUAUCUCACCGGCUAUAUAUUUCUAGCAGAAAAAUCAAAUCGCAAAGUAUUAUUUCACAGCUCUACGAACCUUUGACCGUUCGAAAGAUGAACGACCUAGUGACGUUUGAAUCGUUCAUUGCUGUGCCAGGAAUUUUCUACCGAAUGAUUGGAAUCAAACGAUACGGUGAACAGCAGAAUACUACAAAAGCUCACCUUUUGUUCUUACUGUUUUGGAGCUCCCUCGGCAAUUUGAUAUUUUGUUUGAUACUCGAACAAAUCUACUUUAUUAAAGCGGCCGGGAACUUCGCCAACUUUCUGGAACUGACAGCAUUGGCACCUUGUAUGGGAUUCACAGGGCUUUCGAUAGUGAAGAUCAUGACCAUAAAAUGGAACGAAGCAAAGUUGAAUCGAAUACUGGACAAGUUGAACGAGUUAUUCCCGAAAACGGUUCAUGAACAGGAACGAUACCGAACCUACCAGUACAAUCUGGAAUCUCAAGUUGUGAUGAAAUCAUUUUCCAUACUUUACAUGAUUCUGAUUUGGAUCUUCAAUCUGCUUCCGCUGUUGUCGAUGCUGGUUAAAUAUUUGUCCGAUGGUGUGCUAGAAAAAGAACUUCCCUACUUCAUGGUGUAUUGGUACGACAGGAACAAGCCAGGAUACUACGAGAUAACCUUCCUCCAUCAAAACUGGGGAGGCUUCGAUGCGGCAGCCUUCAAUCUUUGUACGGAUCUUAUGUUUUGUGCUAUCAUACUAUUGAUCUGCCUGCAAUUUGACAUUCUUGCACACCGCCUUAGACAUUCCAAAAACGACUAUCAAGAAUUGGUGAGCUGUGUCCAGCUUCAUCAAACCGUGGUGGAUUUGAGCAAUCAACUGGAAAGUAUUUUCUCCCCGUCGAUUUUGGUCAAUUUUGUCGGCAGCUCUGUGAUCCUUUGUUUGGUAGGAUUCCAGACGACCUCGAAUAUCAGUGCAUUCGAUUUGUUCAAAUUUUCAUUGUUCCUGGUGUCUUCGCUGGUGCAAAUUUUCCUGUUGUGCUACUACGGAAACAAACUAAUCGAAUCAAGUUCCCUCAUUUCGUACAGUGCAUUUGAAGCCGACUGGUACCUGGCUGAUACACGUUAUCAAAAAUCGCUUCUUUUCGUGAUGACCCGGGCAGGAAAAUGGCAAAAGUUAACGGCAAUGAAGUUUUCUGUUGUUUCUUUGGCAAGCUACAGUACGAUUUUGAGUACAUCCUUCUCCUACUUUACUCUACUGAGGACGGUCUAUGAUUCAAGUGGAAAUUAGCUCAACCAAAACAAAACAGAUGGAAAAAUAGUGAUGGAAAUAAAUAAACAUUCAUUUCAUAGUAACAUGAAAAAUUUGUAUCGGUUAAGCAUACGAAUAAAUAUACUAUCUUAGACUCAA
Molecule: messenger RNA, 3895 nt
Organism: Malaya genurostris
Lineage: Eukaryota; Metazoa; Arthropoda; Insecta; Diptera; Culicidae
Product: odorant receptor 85b-like
Exons: 4
Coding region: 2600-3775 (391 amino acids)
Biological process (GO): sensory perception of smell; detection of chemical stimulus involved in sensory perception of smell
Cellular component (GO): plasma membrane
Molecular function (GO): olfactory receptor activity; odorant binding
Source: RefSeq, a predicted model, not a curated record